Amyelois transitella is the source of this 1503-nucleotide messenger RNA. RefSeq names its product probable cytochrome P450 303a1 (gene Cyp303a1). Lineage: Eukaryota; Metazoa; Arthropoda; Insecta; Lepidoptera; Pyralidae. The transcript is spliced from 3 exons. The record is from RefSeq and is a predicted model, not a curated record. Gene Ontology annotation, molecular function: heme binding; monooxygenase activity; iron ion binding. The coding region runs from base 1 to 1503 and encodes 500 amino acids.
AUGUUUCAGAUGUGGCUGGCACUCCUAGCUAUCGUGCUAGUAGUCUGCUUACUACUGUACCUCGACACUAUCAAACCCAAGAACUUCCCCCCUGGGCCAAGGUGGCUGCCCAUUGUCGGCAGCGCUAUCGAAGUUUCCAAAGUGCGGGAGAAACAUGGCUAUUUAUAUAAAGCAGUUGAUGCCCUAUCCAGGAAAUACUCCAAAGACGGCGGCAUUGUUGGCAUUAGGAUUGGCAAAGACAAGAUCGUCAUGAUAAACAGCCUGGAGAUUAACAAAGAGAUGUUUACUAAUGAAGAUAUGGAAGGGAGACCUAAGGGUAUUUUCUAUCAGACUAGAACGUGGGGUCAAAGGAGAGGCGUUUUACUCACAGAUGGAGAUCUGUGGAAAGAACAGAGAAGGUUUCUGCUGAAGCACCUGAGAGAAUUCGGGUUCGGUAGACGGGGAAUGGGAGACAUUGCCUGUCAUGAAGCUACAUUCAUGAUAAGAGAUGUAGAGAAUAUAUUGAAGACUAAAGAACCGCCGGUCGUGUACAUGCACAACUUUUUCAAUACGUACAUACUAAACACACUGUGGUACAUGAUGGCUGGGAUAAGAUACAAUCCGACAGAGCCUCAGAUGAUAUUGCUACAAGACCUAUUGUUUGAUUUGUUCGCUGCUAUCGAUAUGGUCGGUACAGCUUUCAGCCAUUUUCCUAUAUUAUGCGUUUUAGCUCCAACGAAAUCCGGGUUCAAAGAUUUUGUCAGAACUCAUCAAAGAGUUUGGAGGUUUCUCAGAGAAGAAAUUUCAAGACAUAAGGAAAAUUUUGAUCCAGAAAAGGAAGAUAAAGAUUUUAUGGAUGUUUAUUUAAGAGUUUUAAAAGACCAUGGAGAAGUGGAUACGUAUUCUGAAGACCAGCUGUUGGCUAUAUGCAUGGACAUGUUUAUGGCUGGUACGGAGACUACGAAUAAGAGCAUGAGUUUUGGGUUCAGUUAUAUGGUCAGAGACCCUACAAUCCAGAAAAAAGCCCAGGAGGAAAUUGACAGGGUGGUUGGCAGAGAUCGAGCGCCGAAUUUAGAUGAUCGUGAUAAUAUGCCGUAUUGUUCUGGGAUCGUGUAUGAGAGCAUACGACAUUUCAUGGCUCGUACAUUCAGCGUGCCCCAUCGUGCUACUAAGGACACGAAGCUGGCGGGCUACGACAUACCUGAAGACACCAUGGUAGUUAACAACUUCACAAGAGUUCUCAUGGACGAAGAUCUCUACCCGGACCCCAUGGAGUUCAAACCUGAACGCUUCAUAGUGGACGGCGCUAUUAAACUACCCGACCAUUACUUCCCUUUCGGACUCGGUAAACACAGAUGCUUAGGCGACGUGCUGUCGAAAUGCAACAUCUUCAUAUUUACAACGACGAUUUUGCAAAAGUUCACAUUUUUGCCGGUAGACGGAGAAUUGCCAUCGUUGAGACAUGUAGAUGGCGCCACUGCGUCGGCGGCACCGUUCAAAGCACUGAUUGUACCUAGAAACUAG